This is a messenger RNA of Vanrija pseudolonga, 2107 nucleotides long. RefSeq lists its product as uncharacterized. The record is from RefSeq and is a predicted model, not a curated record. NCBI's taxonomy places the organism in Eukaryota, Fungi, Basidiomycota, Tremellomycetes, Trichosporonales, Trichosporonaceae. Gene Ontology annotation, molecular function: zinc ion binding; DNA binding. Gene Ontology annotation, biological process: DNA-templated transcription. The transcript has 8 exons. The coding region runs from base 89 to 2107 and encodes 672 amino acids.
AAAUCACCGACAGUUAGGCCGUGAGGACAAUGUCUUCGGAGCCAGCCGCGGAUCCUGGUCGGGUCCGCUUCCUGCGGGCGUGUGACCGAUGCCGUCAUCCCCAACGGAAGCUGGACCCUCGGUGAACAAGCGUAGAUUGUCAUCCAGCUCGGGAGAUGAACCUUCGCGGAAGAAACGAGGUGUCCCUCGCGGCAACUCUACCCACUUCUUCCUCUCUUCUCACGGAAUUGCGCAUCACGCUGGAUCCUCAUCUGGUUUACCUCUCCUCGAAGCCACACGGCGCCUAGCUAGUGACACAGCUGGAGACCAAAAACAGGCGGGAAUGCCAGAUCUGGACUGGCAGUGGUUGCAGGACCUCCUGAGUGACGGUGAUACAGCAUCGGUUCGAAAUCCUGAUGGUGCCGGCCAGCCUGAAGCUGAGGAGUACUUUCCCGGGCGAGACAUCGCGCAUUCGACCGCAGGCGAUGAGUUGCUCUCAAGUGUUCAGGAUAUCAAUUUGAUGAACGACUUGCUUGGCAUCUUCUUCUCGACAAUCCACCCGGUAUGGCCCAUCAUGCACAUUCCAACGUUUUUCCAAGACCUAGGACAGCUUGAGGAGCACUCCUUCUCGGCCUUGGUAGUCUCGAUGUGUAUGCUGGCGUCCCGCUACAGCUCCGACCCUCGGGUGUUCACAGAUCCAGACAAUCCGGCCUCCGCUGGCGUCCGCUACUACGAAUUGUUCAACCGCCUCAUCGAACACGCUGUGAACAGCGAUCACGUUAUCUAUGCGAUCCAAGGCCGCUUCUUUGCGUCAAUGUUCCACUGCGUGGAUAAUGUCCCGCAUCCUGUCGCCCAGGGCUUGUUUGCCGACGCACUUUCAAGGACAUUGGAUGGUGGAAUCCACCGACACGUGUCUGCAGACAUCUGGGGCAACCCGGUGGUCAGAGAAGUGAGAUCACGCGUGGCGUGGGCCAUAUACACAUGGGACAAGCAGAUCGCCGCAUUCUGCGGGCGGCCAUUCUUGAACGCUCUCUGGGACAUGGACGUUCGGCUUCCCGAGCCGUUUCAUUAUGAACACUGGUCGAGCCCCGAAUGGCCUAUCGAGAAGGACAAGGAUUAUGUGGCAACUUUCCGCCAGUUGAUUCAACUAUCAGGCGUGCUUGAGUUUGCUCUCCGUGCGUCUGUCGAUCGCCCCAUCGUGGAAAACUCGAGCUUCCUGACAGACCUCGCUCGCCAAUCGAGACCUGCGUUGGACGACGCAUCGAGGCUCGACGUCACUAUGGCCGCCUUGCGGAAAUGGAGGACCUCUGCACCGCCUGCCAUCUCCUUGCCGUCAGCAAAGGAUCGUUCGCAUACAUCAGAGUACUCUGUGGCGUCUGAGCAGGUCGCCUCGAUUUACCAGAUGAUUCAACUGCUUGUCGCAGCUCGAGCUCUCCAAGUGGAAACAAGCCGCUCCAAGCCAGAUACCAAUAUACUGGAGAGUCACCGGGCGGCCGUUGUGGACGCUGCUCGCGAGAUGGUUGGCCUCGUUGUGCAGCUUGGCUUUACCCAUCAUUUGCGCUCUUGCGACAUCUUGGUGGCUUAUCGUUUGCUGUUCACCGGACGCCUCCUCUUGGCUUGUGUUUUAUCCGCUCGUGCCCAAAACCACCACACACAUGCUGAAGAAGCAACUCGCAUUCUCCACGCAACAUCUGUUGCCCUGCGCAACUUUGUGGCCCUCUUCCCAGUCGCUCUGGGUGCGGCCGAGGUGCUCGACGAGACAAUACGGGUGUGCCAAGUCUGCUAUCCUUUGUCUUCGACAAGGGAUUCGUCGUCUCACCUCGGAAAGCGAUAUGCGUGGUAUCGCCCAAUCGCCCAUCAGACCGGUAUCCACAUCCAGCACAGCUCCUCUGCUGCGCGGCACCACAACGAGAACGGCCGCGCAGCUGACUCGACUGUAGAUGGUCAAGUGGCUGAAGACGACGCAACCCGCAACGAUCUAUCUCCUCUCACAGCCGCGAUCAACUUGGGUAACGUACCCCUAUCCAUCUUCAACAGCGACCUUCCCCAAGGGAGUUUCGGCGACUUCUCGUGGCUGAUGCCUGGAGCUGAUAACCUCCCCUACUAUUUCCCAUCCUCUGGUCCUUGA